This is a messenger RNA of Sparassis crispa, 1857 nucleotides long. Its product is annotated as Repressible high-affinity phosphate permease. The transcript has 11 exons. Gene Ontology annotation, cellular component: membrane. The record is from RefSeq and is a predicted model, not a curated record. Gene Ontology annotation, biological process: transmembrane transport. Bases 1 to 1857 code for a protein of 618 amino acids. NCBI's taxonomy places the organism in Eukaryota, Fungi, Basidiomycota, Agaricomycetes, Polyporales, Sparassidaceae. Gene Ontology annotation, molecular function: transmembrane transporter activity.
AUGGCAACGUCCCCCAUCGCGGUCUCGGCGUUCACCCACACCUCCGUGUCGAGCGACUUCCACAUCGCGCGACAGUCCAAGGAUGGCGCUGUCUCGUAUCUGAGCGACCAGCGUGCUGCGCUCCUCGCUGAGAUCGACAAUGCCAAGUUUUCAUGGUUCCAUGUCAAAGUAGCGUUUGUAUCUGGCGCAGGCUUCUUCACUGACGCCUAUGACAUAUUCGCGAUCAACAUCGUCUCGUCUAUACUCGGAUACUUGUACGGCUCAGUCGAUGCGACGGAUCCAAACCUAGCAAAUCGCUCGUUGAGCUCUAUGCAACAGCUAGGCAUCAAGAUCGCGACGCCUGUGGGCAUCCUCGCUGGGCAGUUGAUUUUCGGCUGGCUCGCAGACAUAAUGGGCCGCAAGCGCAUUUAUGGUCUAGAGCUCAUCAUCAUGAUUGUCGCGACUCUCGGUCAGUGCAUAUCCGGUGCGGGCUACGGAAUCAGUUUCAUUGGUGUCCUCAUCACCUGGAGAACUAUAAUGGGCAUAGGCAUCGGCGGUGACUACCCGCUCAGCGCUGUAAUCUCAUCUGAGUUCUCGUCUGUCCACAUUCGGGGACGCAUCAUGACUGCGGUCUUCGCCAACCAAGGAUGGGGCCAACUUUCUGCCACGCUCGUUUCCCUCAUCGCCGUCCUCGCAUACAAGCGCACACUCGACACGGACUCACCCACCUUCCUGCUCCACCUCGACCAAAUAUGGCGCAUCAUCAUCGGGUUUGGCUGCGUCCCUGCGUCGAUUGCCCUGUACUUCCGCCUUACCAUCCCGGAGACCCCUCGCUACACGAUGGACAUCGAGCGCAACGUCCAGCAGGCCGCGGAGGACGUGGAUAUGUUCCUUACCACUGGCACGUACACCGUCAACCCCGACGCCGUCACGCACCGCGCACAUGCACGGCGUGAGGUCCAGUCUGACUUCAGGUCGUACUUUGGGAGAUGGGAGAACUUCAAGGUUCUGCUGGGCACAUCUUACUCGUGGUUUGCGCUCGAUAUUGCAUUCUACGGCUUGGGACUCAACUCCUCGGUCAUCCUCAACGCUAUUGGUUUUGGAUCACCCGGUAGCCUUACUGCCACCAACGCCAUAUACGUGAGCAUGAAGAACAUGUGCAUCGGGAAUCUCAUCCUCUCCGUGGCGGGCUUUGUCCCCGGUUAUUGGGCGACAUUCUUGGUCAUCGACCGCUGGGGCCGCAAGCCCAUCCAAUUCUGGGGCUUCGCCAUCCUAGCCGUGCUACUGAUCGUGAUGGGGUUUGCGUACAGGAAACUGGUGGAGACGUCGAAGGGAUUGGCGGUCUUCGUCUUCCUCUACUGCCUCGCGAACUUCUUCCAGAACUUUGGACCCAACACGACGACGUUCAUCGUCCCCGGCGAGGCGUUCCCGACGCGAUAUCGCUCAACAGCCCACGGCAUUUCUGCUGCCAGCGGAAAGCUGGGCGCCGUCAUUGCGCAGGUAGCCUUCCAGUGGCUCAAGGACAUUGGCGGCCCGAAUGCAUUCAUUGACCACAUCCUCGAAAUCUUCAGCUUCUUCAUGCUCACUGGCAUGCUGUCCACAUUGCUCAUACCCGAGACGAAUCAGAAGACGCUGGAAAUCCUGUCGAACGAGAGGGACUCUACAGACUCGUACACCGGGGAGCUUCCACGCACUCGCCUCAGGAAUGACUUCAGCAACAACCUCAGUACUGAUGAGUUCCGGAUGACUCCCAUCAGGCUCAAUCCGCUCGAGAGCAUGCCUUCCUCGUCCCAAUCUUCUCCCGUCGAGAAGAAAAUCGGGGACGGUAUUUUGAGCUCGCGGCGAGUACAUUAUGACAUAUUUGAGAUGGUCUCUUGA